Zea mays is the source of this 981-nucleotide messenger RNA. RefSeq lists its product as uncharacterized. Bases 1 to 981 code for a protein of 326 amino acids. The record is from RefSeq and is a predicted model, not a curated record. The transcript has 3 exons. Lineage: Eukaryota; Viridiplantae; Streptophyta; Magnoliopsida; Poales; Poaceae.
AUGAAUGCGGAUGAGUCAGAUAACGAAACAAAACAACGUGGUUCUAUAAAGGGGCACCGAGUACUUCAGCGAGAUAGACAAGCAGGAUAUCAGAGGUUGUAUCAAGAUUAUUUUUUAGACAAUCCUACGUAUGGGCAUUAUUAUUUUCGACGACGGUUUCGAAUGAGACGUUCAUUAUUUGUACGUAUUUGGAAAGCCGUAGAACAACAUGAUCAAUACUUUGUUCAGAAAAGGAACACAGCUGGCACUCUAGGCCUUUCUAGUCUGCAAAAAAUUACUGCAGCAUUUCGAAUGUUAUCUUAUGGGGUAGCUGCUGAUGCUACUGAUGAUUAUGUUCGUAUAGGUGAGAGUACUACAAUUGAGAGUCUACGAAGAUUUGUUUGUUCUGUUGUCGAGGUUUUUGGAGAUGAAUAUUUGAGAACACCUAACGAAGAUGAUACAGCAAGGUUACUGGCCAUUGGAGAAAGCAGAGGCUUUUCGGCAGAUGGUGAAGCUCCAAAGGUGAAUUAUACAAUAAAUAACAAUGAGUACACAAUGGGUUACUAUCUUGCCGAUGGCAUAUAUCCCUCUUGGGCUACUUUUGUGAAGACCAUUCCAGAACCACGCGGUAACAAGAAGAAAUAUUUUGCUACUGCUCAAGAAGCCUGUAGAAAGGACGUUGAACGAGCAUUUGGAGUUUUACAAUCUCGAUUCGCAAUCGUUAGGGGUCCAGCUCGAUUUUGGGAUGGGGACACACUCGGGCAAAUCAUGAGAGCAUGUGUCAUUAUGCACAAUAUGAUCGUGGAGGAUGAGCGAGAUGAUGAGCAUGAUAUAAAUUACGAAGGGGUGGGAGACAAGGUUAAUACUUCUCAUGAAGAAACACCAGAACUCGAGGAGUUUAUACACAACUACAGGAAAAUAAAAGAUAAAGGUAUUCACACUCAACUUCAAGAUGACCUCAUUGAACACAUAUGGCAGCAUCAUCCAGAUCUCUACAACUGA